Messenger RNA from Rangifer tarandus platyrhynchus (Svalbard reindeer), 960 nucleotides. NCBI's taxonomy places the organism in Eukaryota, Metazoa, Chordata, Mammalia, Artiodactyla, Cervidae. The record is from the annotation of a GenBank genome assembly.
AUGGAGAACAGUACAGAGGUGACUGAGUUCAUUCUUGCCGGGAUAACUGAUGACCCACAACUGCAGAUCCCACUCUUUCUAAUCCCACUCUUUCUAGUGUUCACGCUCAUCUGCCUCCUCACUCUGGCUGGGAACCUGGGGGUGGUCACGCUGAUCGUGCUGGACGCUCGUCUCCACACCCCCAUGUACUUCUUCCUCAGCCACCUCGCUCUGGCGGACUUUGGUUACUCCACAGCCGUCACUCCCAAAGUGAUGGCAGAAUUCCUCAUCGGAGACAAGGUCAUUUCCUACAAUGCUUGUGCCACUCAGUUUUUUUUCUUUGCAGUCUUUCUCAUUAUGGAAACUUUUCUCUUGGCCUCAAUGGCCUAUGACCGUCAUGCAGCGGUGUGUAAACCACUCCGUUACACCAACAUCAUGACACCAAGGGUGUGUGCCUGGAUGGUCGUAGGAUGCUAUGUUCUUAGUUUUCUGGAGGCCUCUGUGCACACUUGGAAUGCAUUCAGUCUCUCUUUCUGCAGAUCCAAUGUGAUUCAUCACUUUUUCUGUGAUUCUACUCCCGUCCUGGCUCUCUCAUGUUCAGACAACAAGAGAAGUGAGAUGGUGUUUUUCAGUUUGGCAGGCUUUAAUAUCAUCGUUUCUGUCCUGGUCAUCCUGAUCUCUUACCUGUUUAUCUUUGUCACUAUUCUGAGGAUGCACUCAGCUGAGGGAUAUCAGAAGGCUUUGUCCACCUGCGCUUCUCACUUCACUGCUAUCUCCAUUUUUUAUGGGACAGUCAUCUUCAUGUACUUACAACCCACCUCCAGUCACGCCAUGGAUACGGAUAAAAUGGCCUCUGUGUUCUAUGCUAUGAUCAUCCCUAUGCUAAACCCUGUGGUCUAUAGCCUGAGGAACAAGGAGGUCAAAAGUGCAUUCAAGAAGGUUAUUGAUAAAUCAAAAUUGUCUCUAGGAUUAGCUCUUUAA